AGCCCUAUUAGUUACUAAGCAACGAUGCCACCAGGCUCCACGGCGCUGGGAAACUCGGGAGCUGGUGAUCUCUCGGGUUCCCACUUCCACCCGCCUUCCGGAGCCCUCGUAGGCAAUUGUGACCUGGCCCCGCCCCCGGGCCCUCCAGGCCCCCGAUUGGUGGAUGAUUCUCUCCAGACAUCUGAAGAGCUGCCAUGUCUGGGACAUCUUCCUCAGAACAGAAUAAAAACAGCUAUGAAAGCAAACCCCCAAAUCUUCGAAUGUCAGAGAAGAAAUGUUCAUGGGCCUCCUACAUGACCAACUCCCCGACUCUCAUCGUUAUGAUUGGUUUGCCAGCCCGGGGAAAAACCUACGUGUCCAAGAAACUAACACGCUACCUCAACUGGAUUGGAGUGCCCACCAAAGUGUUUAAUCUUGGGGUGUAUCGGCGUGAAGCUGUCAAGUCCUAUAAGUCCUACGACUUCUUUCGGCAUGACAAUGAGGAGGCCAUGAAGAUCCGCAAACAGUGUGCUCUGGUGGCGCUGGAAGACGUUAAGGCGUAUCUCACCGAGGAGAAUGGUCAGAUUGCGGUGUUUGACGCUACCAAUACCACCCGGGAGAGGAGGGAUAUGAUUUUGAAUUUUGCUGAACAGAAUGCCUUCAAGGUGUUCUUUGUGGAAUCUGUCUGUGAUGAUCCUGAUGUCAUUGCUGCCAAUAUUCUGGAGGUUAAGGUGUCCAGCCCUGACUACCCUGAAAGGAACAGGGAGAACGUGAUGGAGGACUUCCUGAAGAGAAUUGAGUGCUACAAAGUUACCUACCGUCCCCUUGACCCAGACAACUAUGACAAGGAUCUUUCUUUCAUCAAGGUGAUAAAUGUGGGCCAGCGAUUUUUAGUCAACAGAGUCCAGGACUACAUCCAGAGCAAGAUAGUCUACUACCUCAUGAAUAUCCAUGUCCAGCCUCGCACCAUUUACCUUUGCCGGCACGGAGAGAGCGAGUUCAAUCUCUUGGGGAAGAUUGGGGGCGACUCUGGCCUCUCGGUACGGGGAAAGCAGUUUGCCCAAGCUCUAAGGAAGUUUCUGGAGGAACAGGAGAUAACAGACCUCAAAGUGUGGACAAGCCAGCUGAAGAGGACCAUACAGACUGCUGAAUCUCUUGGGGUGCCCUAUGAGCAGUGGAAGAUUCUGAAUGAGAUUGAUGCUGGCGUGUGUGAAGAGAUGACCUAUGCGGAGAUUGAGAAGCAGUACCCAGAAGAGUUUGCACUUCGAGAUCAAGAGAAGUAUCUGUAUCGAUAUCCUGGUGGGGAGUCAUACCAGGACCUGGUGCAGCGGCUGGAGCCUGUCAUCAUGGAGCUAGAACGUCAGGGCAAUGUCCUCGUCAUCUCCCACCAGGCUGUCAUGCGCUGCCUUCUGGCCUACUUCUUGGAUAAGGGCGCAGAUGAGCUACCAUACUUGAGAUGCCCUCUCCAUACCAUCUUCAAACUUACUCCUGUGGCCUACGGGUGCAAAGUGGAAACAAUUAAGCUUAACGUGGAGGCCGUGAACACACACCGCGACAAGCCAACUAACAACUUCCCCAAGAACCAAACCCCUGUAAGGAUGAGAAGGAACAGCUUUACGCCUCUGUCCAGUUCGAAUACAAUAAGGCGUCCAAGAAAUUACAGUGUUGGGAGCCGGCCCCUCAAGCCCCUCAGCCCUCUCCGUGCCCUGGACAUGCAAGAAGGGGCCGACUAGCCGAAGACCCAAGUCAGCAUUCCGGUGGUGUGACCGUGUGUUUCCCUCCAGCCCUGGCCUCCUGCCCUUGUCACUAAUCAUCAAGGAGUCAUUUAACUUCCUCCCUCCACCCCAACCCCUGUCACUUCACCAUUAAUCUUAACACAGAACGUGAGGUUAUGUGUUUAUAGGACAACCUUAGCUGUUCUUCUGAAACAUUUUUCCACCAGGGGCAGGUUAGCAAAUUGGGUCUUUCAGGACAGAUUCUCAGAUGGAAUGGUCUGGAGGAGGAGGAAAAAGAUAUAUUCCACUGGGGCUGAGCAUGCCCCACGCUCUUGGUUCUUCUCUGUGUUCCCUGGUGUCUUACUUCACUAAUGUCCUCGUGUGGGUAAAGUGUUGGGGGGAUGGAGGGUGGGUGAGUGGUGGGGGGACAAAGCGUCCAUUCUUCCUUCACCUCUGUCUCUUCAAUGUGUGUUUUCCUCACAGUGCUUACUUGACUGCUUUCCCCUUCCACUUUCAUGUCCCCUCUGGACUGUCCGGUGUAAUGCAUGGCAUUGUGGUGUCUGUCUAGGAAGGAAGGGGUGAUUGGCAAGACACAAGUCUGACCCAGCUGAUGCUUUCUGCAGUGAGUCCAGAUGGAUCUGGACUGGAGAAGUCUUUCCUUUCCUUUCUCCCUUCCUCUCCAGCCAGGUCCUGCAAGGGCCAGCCCAGGCUACAGAACAUCCACAGAAUACUCUGGAGCUUGCAAGUGUACAUAGGGUGAGCGCUCUUGCCUUCUUUCAUGAGAUACAGUCCUAAGUCUUUGAUGCCCUGGGGGAAUCUGGCUCUGAGGAUGUGGGAAAUAUCUUGGCUUUUAUUUUUAACUUAGAGUCAGGCCUGGGUCUUUUGAGGUCUGCAGAGUGGGGUUUUGGAGAGCAGGGUGGGCUGCAGCUCAUGCGGGACUCUCGGAGACCAGUCACAUCUUUUCUCCCAUGGUUCCCGGGUUCUUUGCCAAUCACAGCAACUUUUCCUGCCAAAGUCAGAAUCCUCUGGGGCGGUUUAGAAGGGCAGUUAAAUUCAGGAGUCACCACUGAUGUUUGAAUUGCUCAAGGCAAGAGGCAGAGAAGAGUUCACUAAAACGGCUUAUUGUCACAUAAUUUCACACCCUGUUUAAGAAGAAAGACACGUCAAAACAAAAUAGUUUAUACGUUAGCAUUUAUUUCCCAAAUGUGACAAAGCUUGAUGAUGAAUUUAGUCUCUCUCAUUGGAGUGUUCUUUUGUUCAUAAGGAGAAACCAUCUCAUCUUGAAGUUCAGAGAAGUCCUCGGAACCCUGUGGGAUCUAGCUCGUAACUGUUUAUAUUUAUCUAGUCACUUAUGUAAUUUCAUUUUCUUUAGGGUUAAACAGAAAAUGUUUAGCGAAGGAAUUCUUAGCCCCUUGAUGACCAUGUUGGCUUAUCCUCUUUUCCAAUUUUGCAUGCAAAAUGUGUGAAAUAUGUAUGUUUUUCUGAGAGGCAAGUUUAGAGUUCUCAUGGGAUUUUAAAAAGAGAUAGGUGACUCCCCACCUUAAAGUUAUCGGCUUGUCCGCUUCCAUGGUAACGGAAGACCUUUUGCUGUGGUUCUCAUCCAGGAGAAUUCCUUAGAAUCCCCUUUAGAGUUGUUGAAUCAUAAACAUGCCUGUGUCCACCUUGCGCCUAAUACUGACUCACAAUCUCUGGGAUCCUGGUCUGGACAUGCAUGUAAUUACAUAGCUCCCCGGAUAAUUCUGACAUAGCCCAGGUUAAGAACUCCGCCUUAGGAAGUUAGGUGGAAAAAUACUGGGAUAGUAGUUCCUCAGACAAAAGUGUCAGCCUAGGAAUUCUGAAUUUCUCAGUCCUGAAAGGACAGCUCUUUGGGUUUGAUGUUUGAGCAGGUCAUAGUAUCAAAUGAUGUAACCCUCUGGAAGGCACGCUGCUGUGUUUUAGAGGGUUAUUCUAGGUUCUAGUCCCCUCUUUAAUCCUUUCCAUUGCUGAGCGAUGUGGAAGAAAUCACUGAAUUAAAUAAUUGUCCCUAGAUAGCAGCUGGGGAUUUUAAGCAUCCUUGAGAGAGUUGCAGACUCCGCAGGCUGAUAAAGUUGUCAUCACAGGCAAUAACUCCCUGACCCCGAGUCUUUUCCUUGUAUGUCCCAAGUAGGAUACCAAAGCCAGCUUCUAAAGGCUGCUUACCUAGAUUCAUCUCAAAAUUAUGUCGAAGAUGUAAAGUAACCUGCUAUUCCUGUUUAGUGGUUAUAUAACGUGUACUGAGUGUCUUUGUGGAGCUUUGGUCUGGUGGGGGCAGGGAUAGGAGAAAGACACACAGAAGUAGAAGGAAAGGUUAUCACCCAGAGGAAGGUUAUUUUAAGAGACAUGACGUAAUUUGUAACAAAUGAACGUUUGCAAUAUAGCAACACUCUGAGUCUAGAAGUGCUCUGGCCAGGCUCAGUGGCUCACGCCUGUAAUCCCAGCACUUUGGGAGGCCGAGACGUGUGGAUCACGAGGUUAAGAGAUUGAGACCAUCCUGGUCAACAUGGUGAAACCCCGUCUCUACUAAAAAUACAAAAAAAUUAGCUGGGCAUGGUGGCGCGUGCCUGUAAUCCCAGCUACUCAGGAGGCUGAGGCAGGAGAAUUGCCUGAACCCAGGAGGCGUAGGUUGUGGUGAGCCGAGAUCGUGCCACUACACUCUAGCCUGGGAUCGCUUCUCCUGACUUUUCUGUUGUCCUAUGGCUAUGAGACUUCAAGGAUUGGGGGAUGGGGAUGCCUCCACUAUCACUAGUGUGAGAAGGAGAUAUGGCUGGGGAGGCAUGUUUGGCACUUUUACGAGGUUGCGUUGUCUACAUUUGCUCCCAGUUAUGUAGCCCAAAUGGGCAUUCAGUCUUUUCUUCUGCUGUGAGGUGAGAGUAAUUCAGAACUAAUGAAUGAGAAGAGGGAGCACUUUGAUCCACAGAUUGGAUUAACACUGUAUCUACUCUUAGCAAGAGGACACUUGUCUAACAAGCUAGCAUUGUGUUAAUCUGUCAGUAGCCCCGGUGUUAGAGACAGGUCACUGGGAUGUUCACUCUGGCUCUUAGCCUGACAUUAUUUCCCCACUCUCCCCCGUUUCAGUUUGCUUUCCUCAGAAGAGGAGCUGAGGGGGGUCUUAUUAUCCUCAGAUAGAACAUGAGAGAUUAGAAUCUGACAAGCAAGGGCUUUAGCAUCCUUUGGUUUCUAAAGCAAGAUCCCUUGAGAGAAGUCCAGGAGGAAGACGCCAGGCAAAUGUAGAAUGGAAAAGAACUUUUACUCCACAUUUUAAAGAAGUUUCUUCUCUACUUCUCAUCUUUUCUCCCCUGGUCUUCUUACUUGAAUGCAUGUUGUAGUAUAUACACAUUGCUAUGAUUGUGUCUAUCAUAAGUCCUACAAAAUAAAAAUGGACUUAAAAGUACUCUCUGCUGAGGCCAUAGGUUUUAUGUUAUGAGAAAUAGAUAAAGACAUUAGCAUUUAAUCUACUGGAAUAAGCUGGUGGCUGCGGCUUAUUACCUGUAGUCCCAGAUACUUGGGAGGCUGAGGUGGGAGGAUCACCCGAGCCCAGGUGUUUGAGACCAGCCUGAGCAACAUAGUGAGACCUCACCUCUGAAAAAUUUUUUAAAAAUUUACUUGUCUAAAGAGGGGAAAGGGAAAUUAUUCUGUUUUCUUAUUCUUGCUUCAAGUCUAUGACAGAUUUGCAACAGAAAUCUAAAGCAGAUUUAGAGAACCUGCUUCUCUUCUUAUCUCCUAAUCCCUAAAUUGGAAUUUAGCUCUUAUCUGUAUUGUUUUUGUUUCAGUAAAGGGAUAAUUUUAUACUGAGUUGGAAAGUGGAAUAAGAAAAGCUUCUUAAACCUUGCAUUGUGCUAGGAAUCUGCCCUAUAGCUUUGCUUCUGGUGUUUUGCUGUUGUUGUUAUUGUUUGUUUCUGAAGAAGUUGGAGGUAAGGGUCCAAUAUGUUUGUACCCCUAGACUGAAUGGCUGAGUAUUCCAUAUGAGGAUCUGCGUAAUCCUCUUUGCAACCCACAUUUGAUCUUCAGAGACACUGGCAUUUUUAAGAACCAUGAUAUAGCUGUUUGGGAAUAAAUUCAUCUACGUUACCUUUUUUUUUGUGAGCAGGAGAUCUUAAUUGACAGAAACUCCUUGGUGGUUAGGGUGGCCAAUGGCAAGGGAAAAAGUAUCCAGUAAUCAGAAGAACUGCAUCUGGGUUAUGUAGUCUUAUGCACAUUUCAUUGUCUUUGCCAAGCCCAGAAGCCAUAUUGUGUUCAUUGUCAAGAAAUUUGAUAGAUUUACACAGCUUUUCUAGUAUGGAUUUUGACUUAUUAAAAAGAUAUAACUACCUGAACAACAUGGGUUGCAACAUUGGUGGGUCACCCCCAAGGUAACACAGAUAUCAGAAGCGUGUCUAGGGAUUUAAUGUAGAUCCAUACUGUCUAGGAGAUGGUUUUUAGUUGGAUCUCUGUGCUGACCGACGAGCAGACUUUAGCGUCCAUGUGCAGACUGAAAGACUCUAGUGGUGUCUAUAUGUUGGCCAACUGAUAAACUAGUAGGAUCUGUGUGCUGACAGACUCUAGUAGUGUCUGUGUGAUGAUUGAAUGAGAAACUCUAGUAGAGUCUGUAUGUUGACUGACAGACUCUAGUGUCUCUGUGUUGACUGAUUGAUACUCUAGUGGUGUCUGUAUGUCAACUGACUGACAGACUCUAGUAGUGUCUGUGCUGACUGAUGGAACUAGUAACAUCUGGGUAUUGCCUGACUAUAGAGUCUGUAAGCUGACAGUCACCGUCUGCCUGCUGUCUGAUUGCACCCAUUGAAGUGUAUGUGUAUUAUUGUAAUUCUCUAUUAAAUGUGUCUAACAAAGGAACUAAGCACUCCAGAUGUUUUCUUUAUAGGGGAGUUCUGUACACUAUUAUUUUAAAUAGACAUUUCUAGUAUAGUAGUGGCCAAAUUCUCCUUACUUUGUAAAAGAUAAAGGUUGCCCAUCACUGUUACGGUAUUUUGUGAACUCAGCUAAAGGAAUGCCUGUUCAGAGCCUGUGGUUGUUACCCUUACUUGAGGUCAUCUCAUCCACUCCCCUGCUUUAGGCCAGGACUUCACUUUUGCUGUUUCUGAAGCUUCUGUGUCCCCAGCUUACCCUGUUCUGGAACGCUGCAUUCUGUUGGAGAGGGCUGCUGUUUUUAGUCAGCCAUGCAUUUGGCUUUUACACUGAAUCUAAUAAAUAAAAAUGAGAAGGAAAUUUGGCAUUCAGAAAUUGAUUUUAAGGGUUAGCAAAAGUAUUUUUUUCCAGUAAGCCUUUCGCUGGAUAUCUGUGACCAAUGUUUACCUACUCAAUGUUUUUGUAUCUGAAUUGCUUAUGUACAUUUUUUAUUAUGUUGGCGUAACAGGAAGAUCAACUUAUGCUGGUAUGGUGAUGGUUUUUCUAUGGCCAAAGCAAAGGGCGGACCAAAUACAUGGUGCCCUUUGGGAAGGGAAAUCGUGUGGGGCUGAGCACCUCUGGGUUGAAUGGGAAUGGGUCAGAUUGGGAAGCCUAGGAAAUAGAGUUCUACUGCAGAUUUCCUAGGCACUGCUCUGUUGAAAAUAGGAACAUAGGUCUUUAGCAACAUUCUGAUUUAAUCAGGUGUCACUUAUGACAAAGGGUGCCACUUAGCUUCAUUUAAGGUGUUUUAAACUGUAUUUGAAAUGUGUUUUUGUGCGUGUGUGUGUAGAAUGGGUAAAUAAAAUUCUUGAGUAACUUGAACCUA
Messenger RNA from Callithrix jacchus (white-tufted-ear marmoset), 7419 nucleotides. It is a transcript of the gene PFKFB2, whose product is annotated as 6-phosphofructo-2-kinase/fructose-2,6-biphosphatase 2. The record is from RefSeq and is a predicted model, not a curated record. Gene Ontology annotation, cellular component: cytosol. Gene Ontology annotation, biological process: fructose metabolic process; fructose 2,6-bisphosphate metabolic process. NCBI's taxonomy places the organism in Eukaryota, Metazoa, Chordata, Mammalia, Primates, Cebidae. Gene Ontology annotation, molecular function: ATP binding; 6-phosphofructo-2-kinase activity; fructose-2,6-bisphosphate 2-phosphatase activity.